Molecule: messenger RNA, 3536 nt
Organism: Octopus bimaculoides (California two-spot octopus)
Lineage: Eukaryota; Metazoa; Mollusca; Cephalopoda; Octopoda; Octopodidae
Product: transmembrane protein 164
Source: RefSeq, a predicted model, not a curated record
CACCUGAACUGUCCGUGAUUGCACAAAAAGAAUAAAAAAAAAAUUCAACAAAGAUUAAGGUAGCUUUUAAGCAUACUAAUUUGUUAAUUAAAACAGUGCUGUGACAGAAUAGCAUCACCUUCCUUCUUCUGCUGUCAAAGACGGUGUGGAAUGGAAUAAUAUAUAAAAGAAACAAACAACAAAAAGCAAAAAACAAUUAGCGUAGAUAUAUUGAUGCAGUUAUCUGAGAGAGACUUCUUGCAGUUAGCAUUGCUUCCGCACUGGCGCUAACACCCAGUCACAAUAUAGUUCCCGGAAAAACGCAGUCGGUCGUUGAAGGAUUCUGCUUUCGAUAUGAAAUCCCUGCUAUAUUUUAUUUUUCGUUUAAAUAUAAUGUAUAUUUCUUUUUUCAUCUUCGCUCCGUAUAUUUUAUUGUAACAGUGACCUUCAGCAGCAUCUGUGACUAGUACUAGUAGUAGUAAUAAUAAUAAUAAUAAUAAUAUUAAUAAUAAUAAUAAUUAUUAUUAUUUAAAAUAAUGGUGAUGAAGAUGAUAAUGAAAUCAUUGUUCUCACGAACUGUUAACCCGUGUACGCUAUACUAAAACAUUCAUGUUCACCAGUGGAGCAUUGUUCCUCGGUGUGUCUGUGUACAUAUAACACUCAGUCGUAUCUGCCGCUGACGUGAUGGUCGCAGCGAAAAACGAAAGUAACUGUUCACUGUCUGGAUUACUAAAAUAAUCUUAUUUCACUGUUACACACAGAUUCAUAAAUACACACACAAACACACGCACGCACACACACUUUCGUUGUGUAUAUACACAUGUAUACAUAAUAUACAUAUGUACGUGUAUACAUAUACAUGUUUAAAUAAACCUCCGUCAGAUUAAACUGGACGUACAAAGAAGAUUCAAACUUCCUGUCAAAUGGUAUAACAACCCAGUUUUCAAGCAGGACAGUUCCUUGCUUUAAAUUCCAGUGUACUACUUACUCUGAGCCUAUGAAUUGCAUAAUUUUUCUGGUAUUUAAGAAGUUUCAUUGAAUAGUUUCAAGAUGUUAGACUGGACCUACGCUGGCGUGGACUACAAUAUUCCUGGAAAUGGGGGGCGUGACUGUUUGAAAUUCCUCAGUGGAUUUCAGCGUGUUGUGGAAAGUAUUUUUGCAAUGGUGAUUUCAAUAAAGUUUAUAACUCGUGGAUAUAGGAAUAUCGUCAUACCAAAACAAUUGCCGAACUGGAUUGAACGAACUUCAAUAAUAAAAAGACUUUUGCUCAUCACACAUUGUUUAGUAUUUGGUAUUGAACUGGGAUUUAAGUUGGCUACCCAGCAAAUGAUCUGGGUACUAAACCCCUGUCAUAUUAUUACUAUCGUGCAGAUUUAUUUAUUGGCUGCACCACCCAGCAUCUUCACAUGGGCAACCUUCAGACUUCACAUGUACAUGUUGUCUGGGGCACCAUUGGCCUUGUUUUUCCCAGUAAUUAACACUCGAUUGUUGGUGUUUGAAAAAGAAGUCUACUACUUACAACAUACUUUAAUGUUGAUUGUUCCAAUAUAUCUUCUGAGACUGGGAGGUAUCUACACAUGUGAAGAGAUGAGUGACCUCAGCUGGGCUUUUGUUGCGAUUGGAAUUCUUAUAUUUUACCAUUUUAUACCACUACAGAUAAUUGCCAGUCUCUCCUCUGUCAAUCUCAACAAUAUAUUAUGCCCUGCUGUCUCAGAUCCAUUCUCUGGUCAGAUGUAUCGCAUCAUAGCUAUUCUCCACCAAGCUAUUUGCUUACCUUUCUUGGGAAAAUUACUCAACUGGAUUGGCCUUCAAAUUUCUUUGGACAAGUCUACUUCAUCGACUCAUCUUGAAAACUCAGAUAACCUUGAUAAAAUGUCAAACAAACAGUUGUCAAAGGAAAGUUCUUGUGAUCAAAACAUAUCAAAAAUUACUGAUGAUGAUACAAGUUCAUCCCGUAGUGAAUCUCCAGCUAUACAUCAUACAUGUAAUUGUAAAACAGUAAGAUUACGCAACAUGGAAAAUCAGUCCAGUAAUCAAGAUCCUGAUCUCUCAAACUCACCUGUGGAUUCCAAUCCUGUAUUUUGAUGAUUGCCUUUUUGAGGAAUGAUCUUUGUAAAUUAAAGAAGUCCUCAACAAAUGUAUGCUUUUAUUCAGCACUAUAAAAGUCAGCUACUUUGUAUGAAAUAUUCCACUAAUCAUUAACCCUAGUUCACAAAUUAUUUUCUAUAAAUUAUUGAAGGUUUUUAAAUGAAUUCAUUUUCAUUCCAAAUUUUAUAAAAUAAAUGUACCCAUGAAAAUUUUAAAGAAAUAUUGUUCAUAAAAUGCUAAUCUCCUGUAUAAAGAAUAUUUAAUUGAAACAAAGUUAAGGGGUGUAUUUAAAUUUUUCCUUUGCUCGAUAUUUGUAUGUAUGUCUAGUCAUAAGAUGAAAUAAUAUAGUUUGUCCUAAUUACGUUAAUUUAUCUUUUUUUCUGUGCUACUUUUCUAUGACAUAAUACCCUGUCUAUCUGUUAAUUCAUCAACUGUUGUCGAUGAUGAAAGUAAUAAUAAUUUUAAAAAUUCCUUAAAUAGGAUUAAUAGUCUGCAAAUCAGACACUAAAGAUAUGGGCUUGCAGCUUCAACUGCCACUUUAUUUUCUUGAGCUUACAGUAAUAUCACCUCAUCCUUAUCAUCCUAGUCAAGUUAAACCUGACCUAGAUUUUUUUAUAUCUGCCAUCCCUAUAUUUAUCAAAGUCACUUUAGUAACACUGGAAACACAUGCUUACAAGGCUCUGAUUUCUUUCAACCUCAUUGGGCAGGUUUCUUUGUGACAAAGUAACCAAGACACUACCUAUUCUGGCUCUUUAGCUUUCUACUAACUGAAUUUUUCGUGUUGUUCUUCACCAAUAGCUUUUAAUUUUUUUAGUCUUUGAUUACAAAAUAAAAGUGAUAUUAAUUGAUAAAUGUUAUGAUUGCAUUAACAUGAUAGUUCAUUAGACUCAGAAGGAUUACUGAAACUAGACACAAACCUAGAACAUAGACAAAGUGUUUUUUUUUUCUUUGUGUGUGGGUUUGCAAAUUACCCAAUAUAAAGUAGAUUGGUUCAUAACUGGUUCAUGUUUCUCUAAACAUAUCUUCUCUAUUACCAGUUUUAUAUUGCUACUACCUUAAUGUUGAUACAGAAAAGUAGAAUAGGAACCUCUGUGGUAACAUUGCUAUGGUAGCAAUAAUUUUGUUUUGUUACAUUGAGACUGCAAGGGCAGUGCCCUUUUUUCUCAAUUUAUUUAUUCUUCCUAUUAUAUAUAUGUAUUUUAUUUUUGUGAUCUUCGUCGAUUGGGAAGGAGGAUCAGGAUAACCAGGUGAGAUUUAUUGUGGUUGAUAUAUCUAAUUUCAAUUGUUACUGGUUAGUAGUUGAAAGAAAUGGUUAUCACCAAUUAAUUUUGACUGUCACAGAAUCUUAUUUAUAUAAACCUCUUUGUAAACAACGACAAAAGAAAUUUAUUUUAUUUUUUUCUCAGUUUAUUUUCAGCUGUUUUUUUCAUUUUAUUUUACUCAUUAAUAUUAAAAGAAUGAAAGCAUAA